AAUCUCAAUUCCCUCUUACAAAUGAGACUGAAUUAUUCUGGUGGUAAGCGAAGAAUGUUAAAGUUGGAGUAUAAGGUGCAGGCUGAUGAGUCUAUAGCUGAGAGAUUUUCAGAGUAUAGGACUCAGCAGCCGUACGUGUGAGAGAUAAGGAGAGAGAAAGAGAAGAGAGAGAAACAUUAACUCUCCCCCACUGAGCUGCUACCUGCGGCUGCUAGCUAGGAGGUUUCAUCGUAUAUGGAGUUCUUUUCUUUUUGUUUAUCGGCAAAUUAAAGAAAAAAAACAUGCAAGGAAAGAAAAAUCUCAGCGAAACAAACUCCACUGACGUACCCCAGUUAGGUUCUUUGUAGUACUUCUCCUUUUUUUUUUUUUAAAAAAAAAAAAUUUGAGGGAAAAGAAACCACUCUACAACUCUUCAUCAGGGCAUUAUCUAUUUUCAGCAAAUUCCUUGUUUUUUUCUGCCUGAAUACCACCUAACUGCAUCAGCUUUUGAGCUUUUAAUCUCCUCUUCUACUCUCUUGAUUCUUGGUUUCUCCUUACUGUUUAUGGUUCAAGUUUCCGGAGAUUUUUAGCUUAGCCCGACAAAGAUGAUGUCUGCAGGUGAUGGGCUUCCCUCAGUUCAUCCUGCUGCUUCCAUGAGAGGCUUCGUUCAAGCUCCCAACCCCAACCCUAGUACUAAUCCAAACCCUAAUUCAAAUCCAUCCAAGAGGAAAAGGAAUCUUCCAGGAACACCAGAUCCAGAUGCAGAAGUGAUAGCGCUAUCUCCAAAGUCCCUGAUGGCAACAAACAGGUUCGUCUGUGAAAUCUGCAACAAGGGUUUUCAGAGGGACCAGAACCUGCAGCUACACAGGAGAGGCCACAAUCUUCCAUGGAAGCUCAAGCAAAGAACCAACAAAGAAGUAGUGAGGAAGAAAGUCUAUAUUUGCCCUGAAAAAACAUGUGUUCAUCAUGACCCUUCAAGGGCACUCGGGGAUUUGACAGGAAUCAAGAAACAUUACAGCAGAAAACAUGGCGAGAAGAAAUGGAAGUGUGAGAAAUGCUCCAAGAAGUACGCUGUCCAGUCUGAUUGGAAAGCUCAUAGUAAAAUCUGUGGGACUAGAGAAUACAAGUGCGACUGCGGAACUAUCUUCUCCAGAAAGGAUAGCUUUAUCACACAUAGAGCCUUCUGUGAUGCAUUAGCCCAAGAAAAUGCAGGAUUAACUACUCCAUUUCCAUCUGCAAAUUUGAACGUGAGAAGUCAUGAUGAAUUGAUGAGUGGGGGGCCAAACAAUCUUCAAAAUGCUGGAAGCUCCCGUUUUUCUGGGGUGUUUAGGACAGAAAUUAGGGGAUUCGAAUCAGAAAAUCAGCUCAAUCUUGAUUUGCAGAAAUCCAGGCUCCCAAUGUGGCUAGACCAUGCAAAUUCUCAUCAUCUCAACCCCAUUGGAAAUCCAAGUUGCAGUUCCAAUGCUAGUUUCUUGGUAUCAUCAACUCCAGCCAGCUGCUUGCCUGCAGAACUGGUUCAAAUGGCUUCUUCACAGACUCAGUGGUUGAGUAGAGGACAACAGGAAUCACUUGCAGGUGGGAACAACAUUAAUGCUUCAUCGUCAUCUGCAUGGCCUGGAUCAGUACCAAGAGAGGAAGAAGAAAACAAAGGAAAUUUGUCUGAAGCCAUAAGUUCACUUUAUUACAGUAACAACCAGAGUCAGCAUGCAACCAACCCCCCACCAGCUCCCAUGUCUGCUACUGCAUUACUACAGAAAGCAGCUCAAAUAGGGUCAACCAGGAGCACCAGUUCUGCAAUCUUUGCCACUGGUUUUGGGCUCAUGAGCUCUCCUCUUCCCAGUCUCGGCAGCUUCAGCUCUUUCAACCAAACCAGAAACGAAAUUCAUCGGAAUCUUGGGAAAGGAGAGAACGACAAUAAUUUAAGUGGAUUCAUGGCUUCCAAAUCUGAAGCUGAAAACAGUCUCACCAGGGAUUUUCUUGGAAUGGGAGAAAACGAAAACGAAAACGAAAACCAAAGCCGGCGUUUCUUGCAAGAAAAUUUUGAUCAGUUUGCUUCCAUGGGCCAUUACAGCAGAAAUCACUGAGCUAUCCAAGUGGUAAAAUUUAGAGUUACAGGGGGGACAUUAAAAGGGAGGUUAAUUAAGGUUAAAUUACAAGACAAAAAGCUUCCAUAAGAGUACUGGACAGCUGCUGCAAGAGUCGGAAACAGAAGAGAUCUUGUGAACUGUCAGAGGGGGUGGAGUGGGGGGAGCUGAGGGUCCACUGCACGUCCGAAGACAUGACAAAAAGUGAGAAGGGAAUCACAAGGCAGAAAUUGGGGUUACUGCAUGUAGAAAGUUUUGGUGCAUUAAUUGUUGUUUCUAGGGUUUUUUUAUAUCUGGACCACAAAACUUUGUGAGCCUGUGAAUAAUGUGCUCAUUCAGGGUAGUGGUGUAAUACUGUUGUGCAUCUCCAUUUCCGUUUAAGGGAUUAUUCCUUCCGCAGACCUCCUUUAUUUACAUUUACCCCUCUUCAACUA
Sesamum indicum (sesame) is the source of this 2497-nucleotide messenger RNA. Its product is annotated as zinc finger protein JACKDAW. Gene Ontology annotation, molecular function: DNA-binding transcription factor activity. The record is from RefSeq and is a predicted model, not a curated record. Lineage: Eukaryota; Viridiplantae; Streptophyta; Magnoliopsida; Lamiales; Pedaliaceae. Gene Ontology annotation, cellular component: nucleus.